AUGGCAUACUUUGAAUACAAUGCAGAAGCAGAGGAUGGUGCACAGUAUCUCUAUCAAGAUUUUCCGGUGCAUUUUACCUAUGACGCUAAAUCGCGUAAGUGGGCAUCCAGGAAGAAAUGUGUGGCUAUUGGACGUAUGUGGCAUUGCAAUCCUAUGAUGGGGGAGAAAUACUAUAUGCGUCUACUGUUAACCGUGAUCCCUGGCGCAAAAUCUUUUGAUUAUCUGAAAACUGUCAAUAAUGUGCUGCAUCCUACAUUCAAGGCUGCGUGCAUUGCCCUUGGCUUAUUGGACGAUGAUCAAGAGUGGGUGCAGUGCUUUACUGAAGCGAGCAUAUUCUCGAGCGGAUAUUCCCUCCGUACACUAUUCACGACUGCUUUGCUGUUUGGCAACGUCACCGAACCUCUACAAUUAUGGGAAAGAUUCAAGUCAAAUAUCUGCGAUGACUUACCCCGAGCUAUGGAAAGGAACACAGGUCUCAUUAUACCUCCCGAACUUCCAGAUGCCCACCUGGACUAUGGCCUCUACCUGAUAUCACAGAUUCUUGCCGACUCCAACAGAACGCUUAACGACUUUGGAUUGCCCCUGUACACAGUGGAUUGGGACCGAACAGGUGGGAAUGAGAUGGUUGCAUCAGAGCUCAGAUACGAUAUCAUUGCAGAAGCAGCAAGCCUACAACUGAGGUUCGCACAACUCAAUUCGGAUCAGUUGGAAUGCUUUAAUACUAUUACACACAGUGUUGAAGAACUUACGUCAGCCCUAUUCUUCAUUCAAGGCCCAGCAGGUACAGGAAAAACAUUCCUGUACAACGUCAUCUGCAAUCAUUUCCGCUCAGAGGGUAAGAUUGUGCUUUGUGUUGCCUCUUCUGGCAUUGCGGCACAAUUGCUCCCGGGGGGCAGAACAUCCCAUUCCAGGUUCAAAAUUCCAAUUGCUAUCCAUGAGGGAUCAACGUGUGACAUAAAACGUGGCAGCCUGUUGGCCGGUUUAAUUCAAAAGACCGCGCUGAUUAUAUGGGAUGAGGUACCCAUGCAGAAUAAGUAUUGCUUUGAAGCGGUCAGCCGGACCCUGAAUGAUAUAUGUGGUGUGGGAGAUAAUUGCCUGUUUGGAAAUAUUCCAGUUGUACUCGGAGGGGAUUUUGCACAGAUUUUACCAGUUGUGCAAUGCGGUAAUCGGGCUCAGAUAGUGCAGGCAUGCCUAGAACGAUCUUCUUUAUCGCAGCACUUCAAAAUAUUAAGACUCAAAAUCAAUAUGCGGGUCCGCAAUGGCUUUGAAAAUGAGGAGUUCGUGGCUUGGCUUGAGCAGAUGAGCCAUGAUUCCCGAUGGUAUGGCAGAAUAACUCUGCCACCAUACAUCCAGAGCUGUAAAACAAUUGAGGACAUUUGUAUGCAUGUAUUCCCGCAGCAUAUAAUUGAAUCAGCCCCGACCAACUACACCGCAUUCUCCAAGCGGGCGAUUCUGGCGAUGAGAAACGAUACAGUCGCCGAGUUCAAUGAUAGAGUUCUACAGCAAAUUCAAGGCGAGGUGCAUACGUACUAUUCAGCAGAUACCGUUGACAGCGGAAAUUCAGAAGAGAAUGCAAACCUCUUACCUCCGGAAUAUCUGCAGGGUCUGAAUCCAUCUGGCCUCCCACCGUCAAUUAUCAAACUAAAGGUGGGAGCACCAAUAAUUCUUCUACGAAAUCUAUUUCCAAAGCAAGGUCUCUGCAAUGGUACAAGAAUGAUGGUAACUAAACUGGGUGUCCGGUGCAUCGAAGCCAAGAUUCUGAGUGGUGAGUUUGAUGGGGAGCCAAAAGUUAUACCACGUAUACAGCUAUCGUCCACUGAGGGAGAUUUACCCUUCACAUUAAUGAGGAGACAGUUGCCCAUUCGGCUAUGCUUUGCAAUGACUGUCAAUAAAUCGCAGGGUCAAUCACUGGAUGUUGUUGGUGUUGACUUGAGGUCUGAUUCCUUCACUAACGGGUAG
Morchella importuna is the source of this 1959-nucleotide messenger RNA. RefSeq lists its product as uncharacterized. Gene Ontology annotation, molecular function: DNA helicase activity. Gene Ontology annotation, biological process: telomere maintenance; DNA repair. The record is from RefSeq and is a predicted model, not a curated record. NCBI's taxonomy places the organism in Eukaryota, Fungi, Ascomycota, Pezizomycetes, Pezizales, Morchellaceae. Bases 1 to 1959 code for a protein of 652 amino acids. The transcript has a single exon.